Messenger RNA from Gekko japonicus, 1944 nucleotides. RefSeq names its product G protein-coupled receptor 84 (gene GPR84). The record is from RefSeq and is a predicted model, not a curated record. Gene Ontology annotation, molecular function: urotensin II receptor activity. Gene Ontology annotation, cellular component: membrane. Gene Ontology annotation, biological process: neuropeptide signaling pathway. Bases 31 to 1182 code for a protein of 383 amino acids. Lineage: Eukaryota; Metazoa; Chordata; Lepidosauria; Squamata; Gekkonidae. The transcript has a single exon.
GAGUAGAGACUGCAACCGCUACCUCCCGAGAUGGAAAACGUUGCUGACAAUUUCUCCUGUUACGACCCUUCCAUCGUUGACUACCGUUAUGUGUCGGUCAGCUGGGGCAUUGUGGUGACAGUCCUUGGCACAGUGGGCAAUGUGCUGACGCUGCUGGCCUACGUGGCGGAGCCCAAGCUGCAGACGCGCUUCAAUCUGCUGAUUGUCAACUUGACUUUAGCUGACUUGCUCUACUGCACCUUCCUGCAGCCCUUCUCCGUCGACUCCUACCUUCACCUCCACUGGCGGGCGGGCGCCGACUUCUGCCGUGUCUUCGGGAUGUUGCUUUUCGUUUCCAACUCAGUUUCCAUCUUAACCCUCUGCCUCAUCGCUGUCAGCCGAUAUCUCCUCAUCGCCAAUACGGCCCUCUUUGACCGGGUCUUUUCCCGCCUCAGAAUGAUCCUCAUCAGCCUGGUCACCUGGGUCAUUGGCUUUGCCAGCUUCGCGCCCUUGUGGCCUGUCUAUGUACUGGUACCCAAAGUCUGCACCUGUAGCUUCCACCGCCUCCGAGGCCGGCCCUACACCACCAUCCUCAUGGCCCUCUACUUCGUGGUAGGCCUCAGCUGCGUCGGCAUUUUCUACUACCUCAUCCAUCGCAAAGUCAAGGUGGCCGCCCAGGCCAUGGAUCAAUAUAAGCUGAAGAAAGCCAGUCUGAAAGGAGUCCACGUGGCUGGAACCAGCUCAGCAACGCCGGGACAUUACCAAGAACUCGACAGCGGGGUUGAUAGCGUGGGACCUUCCCAGCAGUCCAGUGAGGGUAUGCCCUCUGAGCCGACUUCCAAAACCAGUGUUCCUUCAGCUUCGGAGAACGGUGAAACUCAUCCUGUGCCUCAGCCUAUGGCGCCGCCAAAGAAAGCAGCUGUUUGCAAGCCAAAGGACAGCAACACUGAAUUCCGCCGGGUGACCCGCAUGUGCUUCGUGGUCUUCAUUUUCUUUGUCGUGUGCUACAUCCCCUUCAUGUUGCUCAACAUCUUUGAUUCCAAAAACCGGGCCCCAGUUGUCCUGCACAUGAUUGCUGCCAACCUCACAUGGCUCAACAGCUGCAUCAAUCCGGUGCUUUAUGCUGCUAUGAACCGCCAGUUCCGCGACGCCUACAGAGGUGUGCUCUACAACUUCACACGGAGAUUUCACUGCUGUCGUUAACUAGAAGGACAGCAUUCCCUAUCUCUGAGAAUGUCUUUUCUGACUGACCUUGGCUUGUCCACAGUUUCGGAUGUCACCAGGAAGUAGCAUGGAAUGUCACAGCAGUUGGCAUUUAUAGGUCCUCAGGCACUUCUUGAAGCUGGGGUGGGGAACCCCACUUGUGAGAUUAGUAGCCAGCGACGGAACUAUUUCGCCUUGAUGGACUUCAAGGAAUGAGAGCAACCGCUGCCCCUGCACAGAGCCUCUUGUGGGCAAACACCUGCAACAAGUUCUCUUUUCCAAUAAGCAUAGACACUGAAAACACUGCCUAGUCUGCACAUUAUUGUUUGUAUAUAUUGUUUUUGAUUGUAUUUUUAUAUCUAUAUUUUUUCCACGCACGUACACAUAUAAAUAAAUAGCCAUAUUUCUGUCUCACACCCACCAAGACUACUAUUCUUGGUGGUGGCACAGAACCCAGAAAAUGCCCUACCUCUCGAGACUCACUGGGGAUGUCAUUUUCCUGCCAGGAGAAAAAUAAUGUAAAGAAACCUGUUGGCAGAGACGCUAUGAUUUCACUUUCCAGAAACGAUGUCAGUCUGCUCUAGGAAUCACUGGAGUUCCUGAAGAUUCCCAGAGGAAAUUGAUGUCACUUCCACGUCGUUGUCAUCUCCGAAGUGAGAUCAUGCCAUCACCGAUGGCAACCCCGUGCCCUUGCCCUCCUGGCUCCCACCAGUUCCCAAGCCGUAUCUGGAAACCCUAGGACUCACCCAGGGGUCAUUUCGU